This is a messenger RNA of Zingiber officinale, 381 nucleotides long. RefSeq lists its product as uncharacterized. The coding region runs from base 1 to 381 and encodes 126 amino acids. The record is from RefSeq and is a predicted model, not a curated record. NCBI's taxonomy places the organism in Eukaryota, Viridiplantae, Streptophyta, Magnoliopsida, Zingiberales, Zingiberaceae. The transcript has a single exon.
AUGGUAAAUGAAUUUUCUGCAACUUAUAAUAAUUUUUAUACUCAUCGGCAAAGCGGUUGGAGUGACGAGAAUGUGUUGGAGAAUGCAUUGAAUAUGUGGAAAGCCAACAACAAAGGCAAGGAUUUUAAUUAUAUGCAUGUGUGGAGGGUUCUCAAAGAAUAUGAGAAAUAUACUCCACAAUCAAUUGCUCAUUACUCUAACAAGAAAGCAAGGACAUCCGAAUCAGGGGGAAACACUUCAACAUCAAAUCCAGAUACAAGUGUUGAUUUAGAUGACUUUGAAGUCCGCAUUCGUCCUAUAGGGCAAAAGGCAGCGAAGAGAAAGGGCAAAUCUAAAGCCAGAGAGGGUGACACAAUGGAACAUAGCAUCGACAAAGAAUGA